This is a messenger RNA of Amyelois transitella, 1658 nucleotides long. RefSeq lists its product as uncharacterized. Lineage: Eukaryota; Metazoa; Arthropoda; Insecta; Lepidoptera; Pyralidae. The transcript is spliced from 5 exons. Gene Ontology annotation, cellular component: nucleus. The record is from RefSeq and is a predicted model, not a curated record. Bases 576 to 1523 code for a protein of 315 amino acids.
GGUUCCGCCAUCGGUAUAGAUCAUAGAAACCGGACCUCUUCUACUUAUAAAGCGUUUGAAAGUGUCGACAAACAAUUCUGAACUGAGAUCAGUACCUCAAGUGUAACUGUUUGUUUAAAAUUUGAAUACGCUUCGAACACGUUAAUCGAGCUUACUACCUUCUAUCUGUUUUAUCAUAACGUGCGAGUGUAUCUGCCAACAUGACGCUUCACUAUUUUUUACGUACGCUCACUUCGUGGAAAGUAUAGUUACUUUUUGAAGGUUGGCAAUCAUGAUACAACUUUAAAAUUAUACGACAUAAUCGAAGUGACCAUUUCAAAUAUGCUCACUCCCGUUUGCCUGAAGCUUCUUAAUUUAUAGGAGUAAUAAUGAAUAUGUUUUGUUUCAUUUUAUACUGCAAGAGUAAUGAAGAUAACUGCAGUUCGCGCGGUUUUUGAGUUUUUACAAAAACACAAACAACUCCCAACUAGGUACUUGACUUUAGUUAAGUGUUUGCUUUUCGCUCUACAUUCCGCGUCCAAAGUAUUGUCGUAAAAUUUAAAAGCUAUUAAACUAUUUAACAGUUCAUUUUUACAAUGAAAACCAGUGUGUCUCAAUUUGAAAUGCUUGUUAAUUUUAUGGAAAAACAUGGUGAUAUAAACAAACCCACUAAAAAUGCUAGUGGAAGGAUCCAAACAAUCCAAGCUUGGGACCGUCUGACCGAUUUGUUGAAUGGUGAUGCAACAGGUGAAGCAAAAACAACAGAGAAAUGGAAAAAAGUGUGGAGUGACUUAAAAAAUAAUACUAAAAAGAAAGCAGCAAAAAUUAAUAAGGGUGCUAGAGGUACUGGUGUUGGGCCUGCUUUACAAAUCCGACUCUCUGAGCUGGAGGAGCGAGUCCUCAGUAUAAUCGGGCCGCAAGCUGCUACAGGUCUGAUGGGGGUGCCUGAAGCUGACUUUUUUCAGGAACCUAAUGUAACAGGGGAUACUGACAGGACAUUAUCGUUACCUGAAACAUUGCCCCAUGUCGUCCUCGAAUCAUCAGAGAGCCCUACAAUAUUUUCAUUACCAGAAGUUGGGGAAAUUUCAAGAGUGACUCAUGUUGAAAUUCCUGCUAAUGAAAAAUCAGUUCAUGAUGUUUGGAAUGAGGCUGGACCGUCACACCAGCCUCAUGUACCACCACCGACGCAGACGCCACCGCCAGUUCACCAGGAGGAUAUUGCACCAACUCAUCGUCAGCCAGCUCAACGAGGGCAGACACCUCGUCGUCGGCACGGUUCACCAUUACGCCGUGCUCGUUCACCAAGAAGGCGCCUUGUCGGACCACAUUCCCACAUUGAGCAGGCAACGCAGCAAUUUAUAUCUUCCGAUGAGGAAUGGCGAAAUUUUCUCCGAAAAAAACAUGAGGAUGAAAUAGAACUCGAGAGAGAAAAGCUGCGCAUUAAAGAAAAAGAAAUUGAGGCACAACAUCGAUGGCAGGAUGUAACUAUGAGUGCAAUAGCUGCAUUGAAUAGAAUAAUUGAUUCUAGAUUUUUAAGAGACUAGGUCACUGUUUUUUUAAAUUAGUACGUAAUUAGGUAAUAUUGCAUGGUAAUUUUUUUUAAGUUCUACUGUUUUACUAACAUAUUAGGUAAUAAAAAAAAGGUCAUUGUUUUUUAAUUAGUACGUAAUUAGGUAAUA